Acanthamoeba castellanii str. Neff is the source of this 4566-nucleotide messenger RNA. Its product is annotated as Sec7 and ankyrin domain containing protein. Gene Ontology annotation, molecular function: protein binding; guanyl-nucleotide exchange factor activity. NCBI's taxonomy places the organism in Eukaryota, Discosea, Longamoebia, Acanthamoebidae. Gene Ontology annotation, biological process: regulation of ARF protein signal transduction. Bases 1 to 4566 code for a protein of 1521 amino acids. The transcript has 16 exons. The record is from RefSeq and is a predicted model, not a curated record.
AUGAGGCGAUCGAGCGUAGAGGCAGAUGAGCGGGAGAGUAGCGAGGGAGCGAAGGACACAGGGAAGGACUCGCGAGAGUCAAGGGGCGGGGGCAGCAAGAUCGUCGUGAGCCCCAGCAGUAGCAAUGGCAGCGUCUCGACGAUUCGUACGCGCGCGAUGAAGAAGGCGGCCAGCUCGCGGCAGGGCCUGGUCGUAACGACCAAGGCCGGCCGCGAUGUGACAUCCUCGUCACCAUCAUCAGACGAACGCGAUCGCAAGGCCCCGCUCGACCGCACCACUUCGGGCCGCUUCGGUUGUAGCAUACAUCGCCACAAGGAGAAAGAAGGCGGCUCGGAUGGAUCCGACGAUGGAGACGACGCCCGUACGCCCAAGCGCCGCAGCAUCCAGCUCGACUUCAUUCACGACAAGGAGAAGGAGGACGGCGAGCGGGAGAGCCGGCGCAAGGAGAAGGGCGAGGGGGGCGAUCGAGAUCGUGAGAGAGAUCGCGAUCGCGACAGAGAGCGCAGCCGGCGAGGGCGAGACGGCGACAAGGACAAGGAGAGGACCCGCGACGGCGACAACAAGGACAAGGACAGCAGCAAGGACCGAGACAGGGACAAGGACGGCGAUCGACAGACGCUGCGCGAGAAGCUGACCGAGAGCGACGGCAAGCCGCAUCUGCGCGAGAGGCCGAGCGAGAGCGACAAGGAGCGCGUCUCGCGCGAUGGAGACUCCAACAAAGAUCGAGAGAGGGGCGACAAGGACAGAGAGAGCAAAGAUGGUGGCGGCGGCAGGACCAAAGAUGGCGACAAGGACAGCAAAGACAGCAAAGAUCGGGAGAGGACACGAGACGAGAAGGACAAGGACAAAGAUCGGAGCGAGAGGGGCGACAAGGACAGAGAGAAGGACAAGGACCGCCACAAGGACCGGGGCGAGAGGGGCGACAAGUCUGACGGCGGCAAAGAUCGAGAGAGAGCGCGCGAGAGCGACAAAGACCGCGAACGUUCGGCCAAGGACGGCGAUAAGGACAGAGAGAGGGACAAGGACAGGGACAAGGAGAAGGAGAAGGACGGCAAGGACAGCAAAGAUAGAGAGCGGACGAGGGAGGGCGAUAAGGAGAAGGAGAAGGACCGGGAGAGGCGGAAAGACAAGGACGGCGCGGGGCACCGUCGGGGUGGUGGCGAGAAGUCCAAGCGCGACAGGGACAGGGACAGGGACCGCGACAGCAGCAGAGAGGGCGGCAGAGAAAAGCGGGACAAGGGCGGGCGAAGAGACCGCGACAAGGAGAAGGUGCGGGAGCUUCUCGAUGCGCGUACGCGUGGGCUUGACAUCGACCUGCGCAAGCUGUCGCGCAGCGCCACCAUCAACUCGGCCUCGUCGGCCUCCAGCCGCAUGCCCAGCCGAAAGAAGGAGAGCAAGAGGCCCAAGCGCAGCGACUCGCCCAAGCGACGCGAGCAGCCGGGCAAGGUCGAGCGCGAGUACCGCAAGCGCGAGCGAGACCGGCGGCGGGCGGAGAAGGACCGGCGGCGGGCGGAGAAGGCCAGCCCUCGCGGAAGCGAGAUCUCUGAGGCCAAUCAGUUCGGUGACGAGUUCCGGGCCGACUUUGAGGAGGUCACGCGGCUCAUUCAGACGGGCCAGGCCGCGCGCGUGUCGAUCCACGAGGCGGCGUUCGAGGGCAACGUGAAGGCGAUGCGGUACCUCAUGUACCCGCUGAAGCGGCGCCACGAGCUGACGCGAUUGGUCAACAAGCGCGACGACGAGGGCACGACGCCGCUCCACCGGGCCGUGUCCAACGACCACUUCGAGGCGGCCAAGCUGCUGAUCGAACGCGGCGCCAACGUCAACUUUGUGAGCGAUGACGGAUCGGCGCCGCUGCUCCACGCGGCCUACUCGGGCGAGGGCACCUGCGUGAAGCUGCUCGUGACCUACGGAGCCGACGUGAACACGUUCGACAAGGAGCGCACCACGCCGCUGCAGAAGGCCUGCUUCGCCGGCAACCUCGAGUGCAUGGAGUACCUCGUUUCCAGGGGCGCCGCUCUCGAUUUUGCCGACGACGACGGGACGACACCGCUGCAUCACGCCGCGUCCCAGGGCCACCAGGAGGUGGUCAGGUCGCUGCUCUUCCUCCACGCAUCCCGGACGACCAGCGGCAGCAGCGGCGGCGGCGGCAAAGGCGGCUCGCCUGUGGACUGUCAGGACACGGAUGGGCUCACGCCGCUCCACAAGGCCGUGUUCGCCAACUUCCCGGGCUGCGUCGACCUCCUGCUCAUGCACGGGGCCGACCCCAACAUCGCCGACCAGGAGGGUCUCACGCCGCUGCACUUUGCCAGCGAGAAGAACCUCAUCGAAUGCGCCACCCUGCUGCUCGACCGGAGCAAGCGCACGCGGCCACCGCCUUCGCGGCCGCCACCGCCCACCCCAUCGGCGGCAGCGGCAGCCGCCGACGUCGCCACCGCGCUCGAGGCCAGCGGCGGUGAGGGCAGCACCAUCACCAACAACAACAACAAUAGCGACGGUAAGCCGAAGGAGGCUGAGAUAGCCAUGAAGGUGGCUGACCCGAAUGCAAGGGACAACGAUGGGCUCAGCGUGCUCCACCAUGCGUGCUACCACGGAUACAGCGAGCUCGUGAGCCUUCUCAUCUCCUACGGCGCCGACGUCAACGCCCGCGACAGCACAGGCUCGAACCCGCUGCAGUACAACGCGGCGUUCAACGGUUCCGAAGAGUGUACGGCUAUCUUGCUAGAGCACAACGCCGAGGUGAACACCGACGACGAGGACUCCACGUCCGCGCUCAUCCACGCCGCCUUCAACGGUCACUUGAAGUGCAUGGCGCUCCUGCUCGACAAGCAGGCCUUCGUGAACGCCAGAGACCCCGAGAAGGCGACGGCGCUCCACAAGGCCGCCUACAUGGGCCACAUGGAAUGUCUGGAGCUGUUGCUGGCCCGAGGCGCCGACCUCGCCAUCCAGGACAACGAAGGGUCUUAUCCGCUGCACAAGGCGGCGUACUCCAAUCGGACGGACUGUCUUGCGGCUUUGCUCAAGAGCGGUGCCUCGGUGGACUGUCAGGACUUCCACGAUGGGACGCCCCUGCACAACGCCGCCUUUGGCGGCCACGCCGAAUGCAUCGAGAUCCUGCUCGAGCACGGGGCCAACCCCAACUGUGUCGACGAUCAGGGGGUGUCGCCCCUGCACCUCGCCAUCAGCUCCGGCCACUUCCAGUGCGCCAAGCAGCUGCUCGAGAAGGGCGCCGACAUCAACCUCAGGGACGGGAAAGGCAUGCCGCCGCUGCACUAUGCCGUCAAGAGCCCAGAAUGCAUGCAGUUCUUGGUCGACCAGGGUGCGGAGGUGGAGUACUGCGACCACAAGGGGCGCUCUCCGCUUUGGCUGGCAGUCAAGGUCGAGAGCGAGGAGAGCGCGGGCAUACUCAUCAAGGCCGGCGCCAAUAUUGAAUCCGCUGACAACCGAGGGCGCAAGGUGGUGGACAUGGCCCGAGGCGCCAUCACCAAGGAGAUGCUGACCAAGAUGGCAGCGGAAAGACACCGAUAUCGAACCGUGCCCAGGGAUGAGCUCCAGGACAUUCAGCACAAGGCGGACAUGACCGAGGCGGCGCGCAAGUUCAAUGCCAAGCCAUCACUUGCAAUCGACUGGCUCCUGGAACGCAAGCUGCUUCAGCGCACGCCCGCGGACCUCGCUCGAUUCCUGCACACGACUCCCGGCCUCUCGAAGAUGAAGCUGGGCGAGCUGCUGUCGGCCAGCGAUAAGGAAAGCGUUGAGUUGCUCAAGGCCUACGCCGAACACUUCAAUUUCGAGAACAUGCACUUUGACCAGGCUCUUCGGCACUUCCUGGCCAAGUUCAAGAUGGCGGGCGAGGCGCAGAUCGUCGAUCGUUUCAUGACCCAUUUUGCCGAGCGAUUCUGCGCUUGCUGCCCCGACGUGUUCAAGUUUUCAGAAACGUGCUACAUGCUCGCGUUCGCGACGCUCAUGCUCAACACGGACGCCCACAACCCGCAAGUCAGGGACAAGAUGUCCAAAACGGCAUUCAUCGCCAACAACCGAAAGCUCACCGUGCAAGAAGAGAUACCCUCCGCCUUCCUCGAAGAAUUGUAUGAUAAGAUUGUGAAAAACGAAAUCAAGAUGGAAGUCGACGGUGUCAUGUUCGGUUCAGCGGAGAAGAAGGGAUGGCUCAUCAAGCAGGGCGGUCGCAUUCCCACGUGGAAGCGGCGAUACUUCAUUCUCACGCACAACUGCCUCUACUACUUCUUGAAGCCGGGCGACAAGGAACCGUGCGGCAUGGUGCCGUUGGAGAACCUGUCCGUGCGCAAGUCGGUCAAGCAAUCAAAGAAGUUCUGCUUCGAGAUCUACAACCCGGAGCUCGAGAAGAACAAGGACAAGCCCAAGAUCAAGUCCUGCAAAAAGACAAAAGAAGGCGAGGGCUUCCGGCAAGGUCAUCACAAGGAGUACAUGAUCUGCGCGUCCUCGCAGCUCGAGAUGGAUGAGUGGAUUGCCGCGAUUGAGAGCAAUGUUCACUCGUCGUCCAUGGACCGGCUGUUGAACCGGGAGAACUCAGAUGAUGAAGAGGAAGACUGA